Molecule: messenger RNA, 1032 nt
Organism: Glarea lozoyensis ATCC 20868
Lineage: Eukaryota; Fungi; Ascomycota; Leotiomycetes; Helotiales; Helotiaceae
Product: Ribosomal protein S5 2-like protein
Exons: 1
Coding region: 1-1032 (343 amino acids)
Biological process (GO): exonucleolytic trimming to generate mature 3'-end of 5.8S rRNA from tricistronic rRNA transcript (SSU-rRNA, 5.8S rRNA, LSU-rRNA); nuclear polyadenylation-dependent rRNA catabolic process; U4 snRNA 3'-end processing
Cellular component (GO): cytoplasmic exosome (RNase complex); nuclear exosome (RNase complex)
Source: RefSeq, a predicted model, not a curated record
AUGGCUUCUACGACACCUCAGUCCACCCUUUCUUUCCCGCGCGAAACUUUUGCAAAGCUUUCACCUCACCCCUAUCUCCUAGCACAUCUCCAGCCUGCUUCCGACAGCACCCCUCCAUCGCGCGCAAACGGCAGGACGCCUACCCAGUUUCGAACACCCCAUAUAAACAAUGGAUCGCUCACACAUGCAGAGGGUAGUGCUGUAGUAAGAAUUGGCGAUACGACGGUAGUAUGUGGAAUUCGAGGGGAGAUAUUGCUGGCGAGCAAUGUUGCUGGAUAUCGCGUGGAUCAGUCAACAACAACUUCAAAGACCGGUUACAAUGAGGCGAAAGAGCUGGACCUUCUGGUACCAAAUAUUGAAUUGGCGACUGGAUGCUCACCGGCAUUUCUUCCUGGCCAGCCGCCAAGUACGUUAGCACAGAGUUUGAGCACGAGGAUAUACUCGCUAUUACAUUCCAGUAACUUGAUAAAUGCUGAGGAUCUACGGAUUUGGUAUCAGCCUCCUGAUCUGAGCGAUCCGGAUAAAAUGGAUGAGGAUGAUGAGGAGGAGGAAGCACCGGAAGCAGAAAUCAAGGCAUUCUGGACACUCUAUAUUGAUAUUCUAUUUAUUUCCCUCGAUGGCAACCCUUUCGAUGCUGCAUGGGCAGCGGUCAUGUCGGCGCUCAAAGAUGUACGACUUCCGAGAGCAUACUGGGAUGCAGACCGCGAGAUGAUUUUGUGCGAGGAUUCGGUAGCAGAGUCAAAGAAGUUGAACCUAUCUGGGCUACCGAUUGCCGUAACUUCGUUGGUAUUCAGGGCGAAGGAGAAGGGACAGGCAAAGGGCAAGCGAUAUUGGAUUCUGGUUGAUCCUGAUACCUUCGAGGAGACCCUAUGCGAGGAGUCGAUCACGAUUGUGGUCGAUUGUGCAGGCAAGACAAAAAUACUAGGCAUAUCGAAAUCGGGCGGCACUGUCGUAGGAAGAGAUGAAAUGAAGGAUAUUGUAGCCCUGGCAGAGCAGCGAUCAAAAGAGCUGAGUAAACUUCUUAACGGAUGA